AUGGAGAGGGAGCAGUGUGAUCUUGGGAAAAAUGAGGACAGUCUGUCUGAAGACAAGAGUGACCUGAAGGUGUCCACUGGCCUGGGAAAGAGGAAGAAGCGGCGGCACAGGACGGUCUUUACUGCUCAGCAACUGGAAGAGCUGGAGAAGGCUUUCGGAGAAGCCCACUACCCUGAUGUGUACGCCCGGGAAAUGCUGGCCCUGAAAACCCAGCUCCCUGAAGACCGGAUACAGGUCUGGUUCCAGAACCGCCGGGCCAAGUGGCGCAAGCGGGAGAAGCGCUGGGGCGGCAGCACCGUGAUGGCCGAGUAUGGGCUGUACGGGGCCCUGGUGCGGCACUGCCUCCCGCUGCCGGGAGCAGUGCUGGGUGCGCCCCAAGGCAGCCCGCGGGGCUGCUGUGGGCCCUGGCUGCUAGGGAUGCAUAAAAAAUCCAUGGGGAUGAUAAGGAAACCAGGAAGUGAGGACAAGUUGGCAGAACUCUGGAGCUCCGACCACCUUCACAAAGAUCCCCACAGAGGCUCGGACACAAUGGGACCUGAGAAUGCAGAUGUGGCCAUGGAUCUGUCCAGCUCUGCCAGGCAGGAGACCAGGCAGGUGCAGGGGGCCAAGGCUCAAGGAUGCUCCGAUCUUGAUGGGUUCCAGGGUUUCCAGCCAGGGGCGAUGGGAGCCUUAUGAGACCCACUGCCCC
This is a messenger RNA of Fukomys damarensis (Damara mole-rat), 688 nucleotides long. RefSeq names its product visual system homeobox 1 (gene Vsx1). Gene Ontology annotation, biological process: regulation of transcription by RNA polymerase II. NCBI's taxonomy places the organism in Eukaryota, Metazoa, Chordata, Mammalia, Rodentia, Bathyergidae. The record is from RefSeq and is a predicted model, not a curated record. The transcript is spliced from 5 exons. Gene Ontology annotation, molecular function: sequence-specific double-stranded DNA binding; DNA-binding transcription factor activity, RNA polymerase II-specific. Bases 1 to 675 code for a protein of 224 amino acids. Gene Ontology annotation, cellular component: nucleus.